UCGUCCUUUCUCGCUGCAAUUUCCUGCUCGAAAAUCACCAAAAACCACCGACUCACGCAGUUUCCUUCUUUUCCUUCUCCGACGACGGAGAGUAGCUCGCGCCGAAGAUACUCCGGCGAAAUGGACUCGCACGCGCCAUCCACUCCGAGCGGCGGCGGCGGCGGGACGUGCUGGACGGACGAGAAGCACCUGCAUUUCCUGAACUCGCUCGAGUCGUCUUUCCUGCGGGCGAUGUUCGUCAGAAGGAGCAACCGCCCUGUUCUCCGUCUCGAUCGUCAGUUGCCCGACAGCUGCGAGUCGACCUGCGAUUCGGCUCCUCGCAGGACGAGGAAUACGAGGACACGCCGAGAUAUUUGCAGAUCGGGCGGCCCUGCUGCUGCGAAGAAGCCGAGGCGUUCACGUCACUCGCGUAAUCCUCCAUGCGACGAUGAUCAGGUAGUUCCCCAAAUCGCGAAAAGUGCAGCUGGCGAGGAUGAAGAAGACCCCACCAGUCUCCAGGCUACCCAAGGCAGACCCACCUGAGAAAAGACCGAAGACUAUAUCACUAUUUCUGAUCCCUUUUCACUUUUUUCUUUUCUCGUCUGGAAUACCAUAUCAUAACACUAGGAAGAGAUAGAUUAUCAUGGCGAGAGUUCCUUAGGAUAAGAGAAUUUGGGGGCCAGCUAGCAGGAGCUGUCAAUUUGUGUCGCCACAGUUCAAGUUUGAUUUCGAUUGCGAUUGCUUUAAUUAGCUUAAUUUGCAGUUGGGGAGGCCGUCACCCUCAAGCUUUGCCAGAGGGGUUAGACUUUUCGAUGGUGUCUGUCAACAUCGACCCGGAUUUGUUAAGAUUCUUUGGAAUUUCAUAUUCUCGGGUCUUGAUUUUUAUCGGAGUCGGGGGCCUAAACUUUUGUUGGGGGGGCGGCAGAUAUUUUCGCAGCUUUUUAGGCUUGUUUCUUAUUCGUUGGAUUCUGUUCAUUGUACUUUGUACAUAGUGAUGCGAUGGUGAUGAAGACGACGAGCUCUUCGACAGUCGAGAUUUCAUUCUCAGGCUCGGAAAUAUCUCUUGUUCCUACUCAAAUUACAAAACAAGGAUUUGGCACGCUAUGUCCUAAUAA
Molecule: messenger RNA, 1094 nt
Organism: Eucalyptus grandis
Lineage: Eukaryota; Viridiplantae; Streptophyta; Magnoliopsida; Myrtales; Myrtaceae
Exons: 3
Coding region: 121-522 (133 amino acids)
Source: RefSeq, a predicted model, not a curated record